CCGACAAAAUCAACUGGAGUUAAAUAGUUUUUCAGCCUUUCUUUCAGUAGAUUUCAACAUCCAAGAUCAACAAAAUGAGGAGCUUUCUUCUUCUCCUCUUCUCACUAAUGACAGGUUGUGAGGCCCGAACUGUAGUGAGGGGAUGCCCACAAGGAUGGGUUGAAUUCACCUGGAAAUAUCCAAAACCAAAUGGAAAACAUCAAAGUAUUGAUGUAGUUACUCCCAAAGGAACUAUACGAUGCACUAAAAAGGGUGUGUGGGGAAAGAAAACAGUUUUCCUGGGCCAUGAAACAAAACAAAAAUAUCUCAGGGUGGUUAUGAAUCAACUUGAAAAGAAGGACCUUGGGAAGUACAAGUGUGAAGUACAACCUGACUUAUUCCAUUACGCAGAGGAAGUGGAAUUAGCCUUUGAGACAUACGGCUGCCAGAAUCAAUUUAAUCAAACUGUGUACAGAACAGCUAAAACCACCAUCACAUGUGAUUACACAAGAAACAAAUACAAGUUCUUCUGCAAACAGAACGGUUCAAUCUGUGAGGAUAUUUUAUCAACAAAAUCCCCUCUGAAGUCAAACGGGACAUUCACUCUCACAGAAACCAACAGUAGCUUCAGCGUGUCCAUCAGUAACGUGUCCUCACAUGAUGCUGGUGUCUACUGGUGUGGAGUGGAAACACAUGAAGGAAGUUACAGAACUGCUCUCAGAAAGAUACAGCUGGAGGUUAAAGCUACUAUUACCAGAUUCACAAAGUCUCCAACUGUAGGACAGAAUCUCACAUACUAUUGUCUAAAUCAAAAUCAUGCUCCGACAAACAUAUUCAUCUGUAAGGGAGAAGAUCCAUCUAUAUGUCGACCUCUAGUAAGCACAGCACAGCCCAACAAGAACACUGGGAAGUUUUCCAUGGAGGACAAAAACAAGAGAAAUAUCACCAUAACAGUGAGAGAAGUAACAAUGAAUGACACUGGGACAUACUGGUGUGGAGCAGAAAGCACUGACAAAACACGCAGCAACAAAUUCUUCCACAAAAUGGUGAUGACUGUAGUAUCAUUAACAGAAUCAACAACAUCAUCCACAUCUCCUGUUUCUUCAACCCAGCCAACUACUGUGUCUGCUGAGAGUCGUGGUGACUCUCAGGUCGUCAUUACUAUGAUCGUCUGUGUAGCUGUGCUGCUGCUGUUGUUUGUGCUAAUGUUGAUCCUUAUCUACAAACGAUUUUCACAUUUAAUGAACACAAGAAAAGGAGCAGCAGCACAGAACAUCAGAGAGGAUUAUGUCUACGAAGAGAUACAGCAGCCCGUCCAGACUCCAGACUCAGGAAAUAAGAUGAACACGAUUUAUGCCACUGCCAACUUUCCCACAAACCCCUCUGCCUCGCUGCAUUACUCUACCGUCAACUUCCAAAGCAGCUGUGACAGAGCUGGUGGUGAGGCAGUGAUCCUCAAACCCAGCUCUGCUGCCGGCGAAUAUUCUACUGUGAAGCAAAGUGCAACCUACUCUACUGUCAACCAGCCGUCCAGCUCUUCAGAGGAUCCUCUCUACGCAACAGUCAACAAGCUACAGCAGCACUGAGCAAAGAUCAGCAGUCUCAGGAACAGGAGGAAGCAUAUAUAUUUUUCUUUAAAUUCAAAUUGAAAUAUACAAUGUGUCUCUAUAGAGUUGUGUAAUUAUUUGUUAAUCUACUAAGUUUGGUGUUAUUCUUGUUAAAAACAACUAAGAUAGUUAUUCUUAUAUAUUCCACUUUUU
Micropterus salmoides (largemouth bass) is the source of this 1739-nucleotide messenger RNA. RefSeq names its product polymeric immunoglobulin receptor-like. Gene Ontology annotation, cellular component: plasma membrane. Bases 75 to 1565 code for a protein of 496 amino acids. The transcript has 8 exons. The record is from RefSeq and is a predicted model, not a curated record. Gene Ontology annotation, molecular function: transmembrane signaling receptor activity. Lineage: Eukaryota; Metazoa; Chordata; Actinopteri; Centrarchiformes; Centrarchidae.